AUGUCAAAAUAUAUCAAUCGAUUCACAAUGAUCCCGAAGGAGUUGUUCCGUCUGAGCAAUGGAUCGACAUUAUCUCUUUGUGGCAGAACCAUGAAGACAACUGGCAGCUAUGAUAUCUUGACCGAAGGCGGGAAAGUCAAACCGAAGGCGAUCACAUACCCUGAGACUUAUGAAGGACCCAACGGUGCCUCAAUGCGCCCCAAUACCCCUACUCAGCACCAGAUCGUGAGGAAUUUCAAGGUUAGCGGUGUUAUUAUCUACGCUGUUCCUAAAGACACACGACUGCCCGAUGGCCUGGUUCUCGUGCACGAACGGGGCGAUCAUUCUUUCUCUCCUGUGGCAUGGCCGAGGCUAAUGCUCGCAGAACUGAACACGAAAAUCAACAAUUUCCUUGCCGCCAAAGCUCAGCGUAUGACGAAGUCAGAAUGGCUAGAAAAAUAUCCCGCUGCGACGGAAACACCAUAA
This is a messenger RNA of Rhinocladiella mackenziei CBS 650.93, 465 nucleotides long. RefSeq lists its product as uncharacterized. NCBI's taxonomy places the organism in Eukaryota, Fungi, Ascomycota, Eurotiomycetes, Chaetothyriales, Herpotrichiellaceae. The transcript is spliced from 3 exons. The coding region runs from base 1 to 465 and encodes 154 amino acids. The record is from RefSeq and is a predicted model, not a curated record.